Molecule: messenger RNA, 1551 nt
Organism: Gastrolobium bilobum
Lineage: Eukaryota; Viridiplantae; Streptophyta; Magnoliopsida; Fabales; Fabaceae
Exons: 4
Coding region: 1-1551 (516 amino acids)
Biological process (GO): DNA integration
Molecular function (GO): nucleic acid binding
Source: RefSeq, a predicted model, not a curated record
AUGGUGAACCAGUUGAAAUGGAAUGGAGAGGUGUUGACCGACUCCAGAGUUAUUGAAAAGAUUCUGAGUUCGUUGACAGACGACUUCAAAAACGUGGUAUGUGCAAUUGAGGAGUCUAAGGACUUGGCUACGCUUUCUGUUGAAGAGCUAGCUGGUUCUCUUGAAGCGCAUGAGCAGCGCAAGAAGAAAAAGAAGGAGGAGUCUCUUGAGCAAGCACUCCAGACAAAAGCAACAAUUAAGGAUGAAAAGGUGUUGUACUAUCAGAAUGUCCGAGGUAGAGGUCGUGGACGAGGUGGACGUGGAAAUGGCCGAGGUGGUCGUGACCGAGAGUUGAGAACGGUGGAAGCCGAACAUGUCUCUUUUGGAGACGCGUCCAAAAUUGGUGUGAAAGGUCGUGGUACGGUCUGCUUUCUACAAAAGGAUGGACGGGUUGGAACAAUUCGGGAUGUGUACUAUGUGCCCGAGCUCAAAAGUAACAUUUUGAGCAUUGGACAGUUGACGGAGAAAGGAUACUCGGUUCUAAUGACAGACCGAGUUCUGCUAUUGAAAGAUAAACAAGGGCGUCUGAUAGCCCGAGUUCAGAUGAAAAAGAACAGAAUGUACAAGCUGAGUUUAAGGAGCGUGGAGGUCGGCUGUCUGCAAGCCGAGGUGGAGGAUAAGAUGUCUUUGUGGCAUCGACGGUUUGGACACCUUCAUUAUGGUGCUCUAGCCGAGCUGAUGAAGAAGAACAUGGUAGUGGGACUGCCAAAGAUAAAUUCUGAAAGAAAGUUCUGUGAAGACUGUAUGUUGGGAAAGCAUACAAGAAGCCUGUUCCAAAGGAUGGCAAGAUACCGGGAUCAGCAGCCUCUGGAGUUGAUACAUACUGACCUGUGUGGACCCAUAACUCCGGGGUCCUUUAGAGGAAAGAGACACUUUGUUUCGUUUAUUGAUGAUCUCAGUCAUAAGACUUGGGUAUAUUUUCUGAAGGAGAAGUCUGAGGUGCUAGAGGCCUUUAAGAGGUUUAAAGUGAUGAUAGAAAAUGCAACCGGGAGAUACAUCAAGUUGGUCCAUUCUGACCGAGGUGACGAGUACGUUUCAACAUCCUUUAAAAGUGUGAAUGAUAAAACCCCACAGGAAGCACUGAGUGGUCUAAAGCCAUCAGUGGCUCAUUUAAAGAUUUUUGGUAGUGUUGCGUAUGCACAUAUACCGGACCAGCUCAGAACGAAGCUUGAAGAUAAGAGUAAGAAGUUUGUGUUUAUUGGAUAUGAUGAGAAGACGAAGGGAUACAAAUUGAUAGAUCCCAUAAAUAAAAGGGUGUUGAAUAGUACAUCCGCGGUCAAUGUGGAACCCAGAAAUAUAUCAAUUGAGGUCAGACAACUUUUGACCCAUAUCCUGGCAAAUCCUGAAGUCUCUGAUGAUGAAGAAGAGCAGAGACAACCGAGAAUGAGAAGCUUGCAAGACUUGUAUGACUCAACUAACGAAGCACAUCUCGUUUACUUGUUAGCAAAUUCUGAGGAUUUGAGCUUUGAGGAUGCUGUCCAAAAUGAAAAAUGGCAAUGUGCCAUGGAAUAA